AUGGUUGUCUGUUCGGCGGCGAAAUGUUCCAAUUCGUCUCGAAUAAAACAAUUACGAUUUUUUAAGUUUCCCAGUGAGGAAACGAGAAGAAAAAAGUGGAUGGAAAGUUCAGGAUUAGAAACAGAACCAGGUUCUUACGCUAAAUUGUGUGAGAUACACUUUGAAGAAAGCCAAUUUGAAUUGCACCGACAAGACGGUUGGAGGAAAUUAAAACCAAAUGCAAUUCCCACGAUAUUCCCGGAUCCUCCUGAAACACCUCGAAAAGAAAGGAAAGAAAAGGCUGCUUCACGUAAACGUAAGCGAUCAAGUUCUGUGGAGCCUGCAGUGACUCCAAGAAGAAGUAGCAAGAAGAAGAGUUUAGCAAGCCAUGAUAGCACUGCUGAUAAAAAAAGAAAAUCUGGACGCAAAAAGCUUAAAGAAUCUCCAUCCACUCAGAAAAAGAAACAUGGUGGAUCUUCACAACAGAAAGAAAAUGUUUCGCCUCGUCUGCGCAGCAAAAAGCUGAAAAUAAGCAAACCAAUAGUUAUUUCUGAUGAAUCAGAGGAAGAAUCGGAAGAGGACGAUGAAGCAGAACAACAAAUGGCCUUUUUGAAGAGGGAGAACGAAUGCAUGAAAAAAGAAAUCCAAGAAUUUGAGAAGCAUAAUCGAGCCAUGAGCCGUGUCAUUCUGGAACUGGAGAAGGCGAACAAAGCAAUGAGCAUAAAAUUGCAAGAGCUGGAUAAAGACAACAAAAUUUUGACCAAGAAAGUGAGUGACCUGGAAAGAUUGAAUGAAGACCUAAAGACAAAGCUGAAUAACUCUUUUUCAGAAGAACAGUUUGCUAGAUUGGAUAAAAUGAAACAGCUAGGAAAAAUUGAGAGGUAUAUACCAGCCAUAAAAUAAGGCUAAA
Uloborus diversus is the source of this 889-nucleotide messenger RNA. RefSeq names its product peroxynitrite isomerase THAP4-like. NCBI's taxonomy places the organism in Eukaryota, Metazoa, Arthropoda, Arachnida, Araneae, Uloboridae. The record is from RefSeq and is a predicted model, not a curated record. The coding region runs from base 1 to 882 and encodes 293 amino acids. The transcript is spliced from 4 exons.